CUUUAUUAGGUUUACCGACCUAAAUUAUGUUAGAUAAUUGAAUUUAUUAAAAUAAUAAAAACAUAUACCUACUUUAAAAAACACUGAUUACACAUCACUUUUCCACAAAAAUCCUUCAAAAAUGUUAACAUUAAUUACAAAAUAAAACUUUGUCGACACUUAAAAUUCGGAAGCAAGCAAUUACCGCUCGCUAUUUCACUCUCUCCCAGUACGUAUCUAGUUUGAAGAUUCAUUCAUCCUUUCCUGAUUAAAGGCGAUGGGAGGUGCAAAGGGGACAGUCGGCCGCAAGUGUCUUGAUGGCGCCUGGGCAGCGUAAUGUGGACCUUAUGGGGGGAUGGAUAAGGAGUCGAAAAGGGGCCAGCACAGUUAGGCCGUUAUAGCAGUUUUGGUGGAAUUGUGGGCGGGGUAUCGAUCGGCGCGCGCGGCGUGCGCUCCGGGGCCGCUGGUAAACAGAGCUGGUGUGGUGUCAGGCACUGGAGCCCGCGCCGCGAAGACAUGCUCGCGCUCUCCGCCCUGCUCGCGUGCGCCGCGCUCGCCCUCGCGAGGCCUCCUGGUAAGUCUCACUGAACUGAACACUAUCGACCGACACCACCUUAUCAUCACCACUUCCUGGACGAUGCGAAUUUAUUGUACCGCUCGGCGCGAUGCUAGUGUGCAGCCGCCUCGGCCACCUGUUACUUGCCUGUGGCUGACGAGCGUGACUGGCUGUGUGCUUGUUGUGACUGCUUGUGUGACGUGGCGCCUUAUCAGAUUAUUCGUUUCAUUAAUAUGUAUCGAGUGAGAGCCCGCAUGGACAACGCGGCGCCUCUGCUGGGCCCGUACAUGGAGCCCCCCCGCGCUGAAGCCGUUCGCCAGGCGUUCCGCGAGUACAUCCUGCCGCAAUACGUGGAGGAGCCCCGAGACCCGCCGCCCAGCCAGUACGACUGGCUGACCAGGGAGAUUGAUCGUCUGAACCUGCUCGAGUCUGCCGAAGACUUUGACACUUACGAAUUCAACAAGCAAGACGAGCCCGUAGACUUCUACAACCGGGACCCAUCCGGCCCGGAUUACCCGGCAGACAGCCCGGAUAUCAAGAGAGACUCGGAGAUAGAACCGGAGACUGAUAAAACGGAUAAAACGCAGCAAACCCAGAUAGACAGUAACGAAAUCGAUUCCAAGACUAAAGACUACGAGGGGAAGGAGGUUUUCGCGUUAACCCCGCUCGACGAGGGAUACUUCAAGAGUGUGAAGCCACAGACCGCCCCGCCGGCCACUGGUCUCGCUGAACGCCCCGUCCAAUCCGAAGCUCCGAAAGCCGAGAAGAAGCCGGCUCCAGAAGACGGUCCACCAAUCGCGAUCCACCGCCGAGACAAGGAGGUGGCCAGGGCGCUGGUGCUGCAGCCACAGAGGCAGAUACGCCAGAACCCCAACCUCAGCCCCAAGAGCAAGACCCUGGUCGCUGAGAGUCUUGACAAGCUGCGACUCGGCACGCCUGGUAAGGACUACCGAAUGCCGGUGUCAUUACUGCCAGCCAACCUGCGAUGGUUGAAAAUAUCACAUCCUGAUGAUGAGGAAGCGAGGUCCCACGGAGAGGAGCCAGCCCCAGGGCACAGCCACCCGGGCGAGUCCACUGCGACUGAAUCGGUCGAGUCCAUGUUUGGCGUCACCAUCAUGGCCGCCACCGGCGCGGCUCUUGCCAUCGCUGUCAUCGGCUUCGCUAUCGGCUGGUACACUCUGUCCAAGAAGGCCAAAGCGGCUGCUGACGUAGACUACCCUGCGUAUGGGGUGACCGGCCCCACCAUGGACACCUCCGGAGACCGCAAGCUGGCCCACUCGGCGCACAUGUACCACUACCAGCACCAGAAGCAGCAGAUCAUCGCCAUGGAGAGGAACGGCAUGGAACAGCGCAAGGGCUCUCUCACCGACCCGGAGUCUGAGGAGGAGAACGAGGAGGGAGACUACACCGUAUACGAGUGCCCUGGAUUCGCUACCACUGGUGACAUGGAGGUGAAGAACCCGAUGUUCAACGAGGACCCUACUCCGACUCCUGGCAAGGUGGAGCUGGUCAAGCCCCAGCCCAAGGAGUAGUUCCCAGCGCCUGCCGCCAGCGUCGCCCCACCUCGCUUGCAGGCCAACGGAUCCUUCGCAUUCUUCCUACUAGCUAGCUACAUCAUUGAAGUACUGCUACUUUAUUUUUUUCACUGGUAUCGUAAUCGUAACCGUACGUGAGAUUGGUAUGAAUUAUACUAUGAGCGGUAAGCUCGCUCGCUCGCCAGACAGCGAGAUAAUAAUUGUGUCUUUGUUUCACUUUCUCUCACGACUCACGAUAUGUGUGCGAGGGAGAAGUUAAUUCAACUGCCGCUGCAAACGCAUAAAAUAAUACGUAGCUAAAAUUGUUCACUUUACUCGUAGAUCGGAGUCAUAUUACAUUAAUAUAUAAAAGUAUAAUAUAUAUAGGAAAUAAAUUAGCAGCAUUUUCAAAAUAGAUCCAAAUCUAGCGUUAUAUCGAAUGAACCGACUGAGCCUGGAGGUGGGGCCGCCAGAUGCCAUCGGAUUUAAACAUCGGAUUUAAACAUUUCAUCCCAUUUGUCCGAACAAGUCAUUAGCUUAUAGAGUUAGUAAAUGAGAUUCAUGUUUUCCCCAUAGAUAAAUAUAUCGAGUUGCUUUCUCACAUAGUCUAUCAAGUGUACUUUUAGUUCGAAUCUACAUAGAUAUCUUGAAUGUAAUGCCUAUAUGUAUAGAUGUUAUAUUUACUGUAGUUGUUUCGAAAUAAAAGACGGCCAAAUUGUAUUAUUGAUGUAUUGAUGAAGGUAUAUUGGGAAUGAGGACUUCGUAUUGAUAGAUAGAAUGCAGGACAAGAAAAUUUUAGAAACGGUAAUAUGAUAAGAUUUAGCUUUUUCCGAAAUUACUUAUUAAGUUACAUUAUAUAUGCAGUUAGUUGAAAUUAUCUUGAAGCCUAUUGAUAAAUGAAAACUGCUUUGUUACUAAUUCCGUAAUAUAUAUAUUUACCAAACUUUUAACGACUACAACUAAGCGUUGUUUUAUAUAUUUAUGAAUUGUUUCCAAUUUAAAAUUGAAAGAAUCUAAAUAUAAGAUAUAUAUUUUCUCUGUUACAUAAUGAAAGCGUUCAGAUUUUAUUAUAAUAUAUUAUGUUGGCCUAAUAGUUAUUAUUAUGUAAGAUUUGCUUUACAAAAAAUGAAUGUGUUAAUAAAUAUAUGUAUAUAAACCUAUUUUCAACAAUAGUUUAUUUUUUAAGUAAUAUUUAUUGUAUAUUGAAUAGGAACAUCCCAGGCAUCGCUAUUUAUUAUUAUAAUAUUAAAUUA
Messenger RNA from Plutella xylostella (diamondback moth), 3302 nucleotides. The record is from RefSeq and is a predicted model, not a curated record. NCBI's taxonomy places the organism in Eukaryota, Metazoa, Arthropoda, Insecta, Lepidoptera, Plutellidae.